Salvia splendens (bonfire salvia) is the source of this 246-nucleotide messenger RNA. NCBI's taxonomy places the organism in Eukaryota, Viridiplantae, Streptophyta, Magnoliopsida, Lamiales, Lamiaceae. The record is from the annotation of a RefSeq genome assembly.
AUGAAUCCACUGAUUUCUGCUGCUUCCGUUAUUGCUGCUGGAUUGGCUGUAGGGCUUGCUUCUAUUGGACCUGGGGUUGGUCAAGGGACUGCUGCGGGUCAAGCCGUAGAGGGUAUCGCGAGACAGCCCGAGGCAGAGGGAAAAAUACGAGGUACUCUAUUGCUUAGUUUAGCUUUUAUGGAAGCUUUAACUAUUUAUGGAUUGGUUGUAGCACUAGCACUUUUAUUUGCGAAUCCUUUUGUUUAA